Messenger RNA from Penicillium maclennaniae, 813 nucleotides. Its product is annotated as alpha/beta hydrolase. Gene Ontology annotation, molecular function: hydrolase activity. The transcript has a single exon. The record is from RefSeq and is a predicted model, not a curated record. Lineage: Eukaryota; Fungi; Ascomycota; Eurotiomycetes; Eurotiales; Aspergillaceae. The coding region runs from base 1 to 813 and encodes 270 amino acids.
AUGUCAUCUUUCACGAAGAGCGAGAAAUUCCCGGACCGACAGGGUCCCAUGAGAGCAUCGGUUUUCCGCCCGAAGACCCAGCGAAAACCUGGACAACUAGCCCCCGGAGUAUUACACAUCCAUGGUGGCGGGCAUUGCAGCGGAAACCGCUUCAUGGGACUUGCAAGUGUGCUAGGCUGGGUCGAAGAGUUCGGUGUGGUUCUCGUCUCUGCAGAAUACCGCCUUGCCCCUGAGCAUCCGCAGCCAGCACAGCUGCAUGAUAGCUACGCGGCACUUGUGUGGAUGAGUGAGAACGCACAGGAACUGGGUAUCAGCCAGGCUCAAAUCAUAGUCUGCGGUGGUUCGGCUGGCGGAAAUCUCGCUGCUGGUGUGGUUUUGCUAGCACGCGAUCUCUCAGGGCCGAGGGUACAUGGCCAAUUGCUGAUGUACCCCUGGCUUGAUGACAGCAAUGCAACUGGUUCAAUGCAGCAAUUCGGGGACAUUCCUCCAUGGACUAAAUCAAACAGCAUCGACGCCUGCAAUUAUGCCUUGGGUGUGAAUCGCGAGCAUGCUACUAUGUACUCUGUUCCGUCGCACGCCAAGGAUCUUGGUGGUCUACCACCAACAUUUAUCGAUGUUGGCGAGGCUGAUCCUUUUCGAGACGAAGAUGUAGACUAUGCAUCUGCACUAUGGAAGGCCGGUGUAUCCACCGAAUUACAUGUGUGGCCGGGCUGCUGGCAUGGAUUUGAUGUAUUUGUGCCCGAUGCUCCAAUUAGUCGGCGGGCGAAAUUGGCGAGAAGCGUUUGGCUGAGUAAUUUGAUCUAUGGCCAGUGA